Asterias rubens (European starfish) is the source of this 4382-nucleotide messenger RNA. RefSeq names its product carboxypeptidase M-like. Gene Ontology annotation, biological process: proteolysis. The transcript is spliced from 11 exons. The record is from RefSeq and is a predicted model, not a curated record. Lineage: Eukaryota; Metazoa; Echinodermata; Asteroidea; Forcipulatida; Asteriidae. Gene Ontology annotation, cellular component: cell surface. Gene Ontology annotation, molecular function: zinc ion binding; metallocarboxypeptidase activity. The coding region runs from base 1070 to 2464 and encodes 464 amino acids.
UCCACACAAGACUCUUUUACCGCCAUUUUUCUCUUGGCUCAUACGCCAGUUGGGAGUGGUCUGCCAAGGCGUGACAAACUCUAACCGUAUACUGUUCAGCCUCAUCAAAGGUCUUAGCAUCCGUCACAGAAAGGUAGCAAUGAUCACCAAAACUUGUCUAUGGACUGAUGCAGAACAUGCAUGGAUAUACGAUCAGGAAAUGCGUCUGAAGGAGAGCUGAAACAGUGAAGUUUGCCGCCAUUUUGAGCGCCGAGUGAUAGCGUCUGAACACGGCAGGACGACGUGUCUAACUCAGCAAGUGGUGUUUUUGAAGGAGGCUUUAAAUCUACCAGCAGAGGACUGUAUGCGAGUGCAGCGACCAGUAGAAUUCCAGAGGCGGGGCCCAUGGUAGAAAUUCUUGCGUACAGAAUUCUGAGUUGAAGAAGGUGGGCUUUUGUGUCACGACAAAAAUUCCUUAGAUUUUUUAGACUGACAUUUUUACCACAGCCGAUUGGCUGAGAUGGGUUCUAUUGUUAUGCAAAUGAGGUGUUUAUAUGGCGCUGAUAUCGAAACGUCAUUCGGCAGAUAAAAGACAGUUGGAUUGUUGUUGUAUGGUGAUGAAAGCAUGCUGUAGUGUUUUAUAAACUAAACGGGAUUCCAGCUUCACUCUAAUUGUGAAAACUCAGUCAUAGCUUUGCUCUAAUUACACACACAUUGGUAUGGAAUCCUCGAGAAACGUGCAGUAUGUGUUAUGGUGAUUCCAAAGCACUGUUGGACUCUAUUGUGCUGUCCUUGCUGACUGAAAUGACUUUGAGUUAAUAGGGUAGAAACUAGAAAUACACCGUUUUCCGAGGCGAGGAUCUCAAUCAGAACAUUUGACCGAGUUGAGAGUCUUGAUUGUCCGUGAAUAAUGAGGACGUUGUGAAAACCUUGGUUAACCAAUGGAUGUUUCCAUGGGUUAAUUUCCAGGGAUAAAGCGGUUAUACCGAGACUAACUUUUUGGGGUAGUCCAACAGUACAGUGGAUCUGGAAAGUUCCUGACUUUGAUCAACGCCAAAGCAAGACAAGGAUUUUAAAUUGCUCGUCUUGAAUGUUUCAUUCUCGGAGCAGGAGUAAACGGUCUGAUAAUUACGUCACCAUGACGUCCACACUGAAGGCCAUUUUGAUACUCUACCUGACCUGUGCUGCAGAAGCAUUACCAGUGGUGAAGACUGAUUAUCACAAUCAUGCACAGCUGACGUCAGUGAUGACGUCACUUUCAAAAAUAUACCCGGAUACUAGUUACAUGUACAGCAUUGGAAAAUCAGUGAAAGGUAGAGACCUUUGGGUGAUGGCUGUUGCUGGGAGUAAACCAAAUGGUCGGGUAACGGGCAGACCAGAAGCUAAAUACGUAGGCAACAUGCAUGGCAACGAGGCUGUCGGUAGAGAAAUUUUACUCCAUUUUUUGGAGCAUCUACUUCUGGAAUAUCAGAAUGGAAAUAGCGAAGUAAUACAACUAAUGGACACCACAAGGAUCCACAUCUUACCCUCUAUGAACCCAGAUGGGUUUGAACUAUCCACGCAAAGAUGUAGAGGGGUUGACUCAAGAUCGAACGACAACGGCUACGAUCUUAAUCGGAACUUUCCGGACUUCUUUGAACCAAACAACAGCCCACUUCAGCCGGAGACACUGGCCGUGAUUCAAUGGAUACAAAGAAACCAGUUUGUCCUGUCUGCUAACUUCCAUGGAGGAGCUCUGGUUGCUAACUACCCCUACGAUAUAAGGCCGCCUGAGGCUGAAAACACCCUGGAAACUCCAUACCACCAAAGUCCAGACGACAAAGUGUUUAAAUUCCUCGCCAAGACGUAUUCCAAGACACAUCCACGAAUGCAUCUUGCCAAUGAGAACGCAUGUGGUCCGAACAGCGAUGCAGGCUUUACGGAUGGGAUAACCAACGGAGCAGACUGGUAUCCUGUUGCAGGUGGGAUGCAAGAUUACAACUACGUCUUCGGUGGUUGCUUGGAGAUCACCUUGGAGGUUUCUUGCUGUAAGUACCCCACCGCUUCCAAGUUGUUGAAGUUCUGGAACGAGAACCGGCACCCAAUGAUGGAGUUUCUCAAGCAAGCAAAUCAAGGUGUAAAAGGUCAAGUGUUUGACACGAACAGGAACCCAAUCGAGGGCGCUAGCGUAUGGGUCCUGGAACACAAAUCGCCUUUACCUCUCUUCACCACGGCGUCUGGAGAAUAUUGGAAAAUACUUCUGCCAGGAUCGUACACAUUAAAUGUAUCAAAGUACGGUUUUGUGACCCAAAACCUCAAAUUCAAAAUCCCAGAAGGUGCAAAUGACGCUAUAAUCUUUGAUGUCACUCUUAAAGACACCAAAAGUCACCUCCUUGUAUCUGAACAAACUGAACCCACGCCCUCACUUGCUAUGAUUUGGUCAGUCACUAAGAGGCAGUCCAUUGUAAUGACAACGGUUGUAUUAUUGAUGCAACUAUGGAUAUGAAUUCGAGGAGAGAAAGCAGCAUUUUAGUCUACCUUCUGGCUCAAGACAUACUCUUCAAUUUGACCAAUAAAUUUAGACAUUAAAAGUUUCAAAACAAAAGGCAUGAGCUGUCAUUUUGUGUCACCAUCUCACGGCUUUGUCUCUGGCUUCGGCUUUCUUAAACUAAGGAGCCUAAGCUGGAGUGGAAGCAAAUAAGGGUGCCCAUCACUGUAGCAAACCAAGUCAUAGUCCGAGGGGAUGAUGUCUUCAAGCAAUAGCUAGGAUCGUCGUUCCCACAAUAUCCAGUCUUUCACUGAGUUGAAACGGGUCACUAGCUCUAUGCUCAAAACUUCAACUAUAUUCAUAAUAUUUAUCUCAAAUAGCAAUUACUAAGUUUUUCAUAAUUAUUUAUAACUUUGCAGCUUCAGGGCACAACGUCUUUCGAUGGGACAAUAAAUUGAAAAGUCUAGAUUUUCUUCUUAGCAGGUAUUUUAUUUGAAAUGACAUGUCCAUUAUAUCCAUAAACGUAUACCACAAAAAGAUCACACGUUUCUGUCAAUCAUGCACCACUAUUACACAAAAUUGUUGUCUUUGAGAAAUAUUUUCUAUAACCACAUUGAGGUGUGUAAGAAGAAAUAAUUGGCCGACACAUUUCUGUCAUGAAAAAAUAAGCGUAGAACUAUAGUUACAAAAAGAACUCACAGACAAUCGUUACAUAAAAAAAAAAGAAAGUUAAUUCCCUUUUUGCUUUUGUUUAGCAAAGUAUAUUCAUGUAGGGUAAGGAGGGAGCAUGUGCCCCGGAUGACACGCCCAAAAUCGACCUAGGUUCGUUAUUUUUUUAGUAAGAGAAAAAAGGGUGGGUCUUGGCCACUGGCAACAAGACCACACUGUACAGCCAUGUGCAACUUUACCAUACGGACGCAUAGGUGUAAAACUUCUGUUCUGUUAGUCCUAACCCCUUAAUUACACCAAUUACAUCAAUGCAACUAAGCCAUAGUAAGGCAUAUGCUUUCUGUAACUAAAAGUAGGCAACUUCAUACAUGUACAGGAAACUUACACAAGACGGUAAUAGAUCGAUAAAGACCCGCAAGAAGUAGGGCGCUUGGUACAUAAAGUUCAAGGCUGGAAAUAUAUUUUAAAAACUUCUAAAAGUUUUGAAAAGUAAGGGCUUAGCUCAAAAGCAAUCAGUUUGGGGUAUUACUGUGGCUACAACAUGUAUAUAUUUUGUUGAACAGAAAACCCAUUGAAAAAUAAUUUGGUUAGAGAUUUAUGUGCCAAACUAUAACUAGCAGGAAGUUAAAUCAGUUACCAUGGUGCAUGAACCGAUGACAAUGCUGAAAGCAAUCAUGCUGAAGAAAACACCUGUUUCAAUGUGUGUUGUGUCAAGGGUGUGGCAACAAUCAAAACAGAAUGUCAUGAUGAGGCGACAUGGUGACCCAGAAAUUGUGGAACAGAUUUUACAGAAGGAGGAUUGGUCAUUUGGACAAUCUGACAGGUCACUGAUUAAAAAGUUCAGACCAUCACCAAUCAUCAAGGAAUAAAAGCACAACUUUCCGACUGAUUUUACUGUCUUUCAAGAUCAUUAUUAUACUCUUGACCUUUUAGUUCAACAUAGUCCUUGUCACAGAGAAACCCCCAUGUUGAUUUGUUUAAAUGCAUAUUCAUAAGCUGACAUGAAUAUUGAUGACCUGUACCCAUAUUGUGAAUAAUGCAAAAGCUUAUAGAAAGCUUCUCUCUAUCCACCUGUUGCUGCAUUGUCUUGAAUUGUUCUAACUUCUGUGAAGUAUGGCCAAAUAUUUUGUCAUGUAUAGAGUACAAAGCAUUUUUAUAUCUAGGCAAGAAAAUAUUAGUCAUAAUAUAAAAACAAACUAAAAUCUCUGUAUAUACAUAUGCUACUUCCUUUAUGACACAGAAAUAAAUUGUACUCCUAUUUAAAAAA